This is a messenger RNA of Clonostachys rhizophaga, 1884 nucleotides long. The record is from the annotation of a GenBank genome assembly. Lineage: Eukaryota; Fungi; Ascomycota; Sordariomycetes; Hypocreales; Bionectriaceae.
AUGGCGGCCGCAAAGAUGACCAAGAAUCAGAUGAGGAGGGCGAAGAAGAAAGAGCAGAAGAAGUCAAAGGCCGAGGAUCCAAAGGUUCGCACCGACUAUCUCCAUGACAUGGAUUUUGCUGACCCGUCACGACAGCAGCUUGAGCAGAGCACCGCGCCAGAACAGGAUUCGACUCCCGAUGAACCGAGCACCAAGUCUGAGUCUCUUAGUGUCAAGGACGGAGGAGUCACAAAAACCCAGGUACCAGCUGACGGUCUCGUGGACGACGAACUCGAUGACGACCCGGCUUUCGCUAUGUACAAAGACGUAUUCAGCAAAUUCGGCGCCGAUACCGAGGAAAAUGAAAUCGCAAGAGAGGCAAACGCUGGAAACCAAGGCAGUGUGUUUUUCAACGAUGAUGAUGAUAUUCCGGAUGAAGAUGGUGCGAAUGAAGGGCCGCCAAAACUGUCCAAGAAAAAGAGAAAGCAGCUCAACAAGCUAUCUGUUGCUGAGCUGAAAGCCCUUGUUAAUAUCCCGGAGGUUGUUGAAUGGCAGGACAUUUCUUCAUCUGACCCUCGCCUUUUGGUACAGAUUAAAGCACAGCGCAACGUGGUUCCCGUACCUGCCCACUGGUCUCUCAAGCGAGAAUACCUAUCUUCCAAACGUGGUAUUGAGAAGGCAGCGUUUCGAUUACCUAACUUUAUUGCCGAGACUGGCAUCACAGAGAUGCGCGAUGCCGUACUGGAGAAGCAGGCGGAGCAAUCUCUCAAACAGAAACAAAGAGAACGCGUCGCCCCGAAGAUGGGGAAAUUGGACAUCGAUUACCAAAAACUCUACGACGCCUUUUUCCGAUUUCAAACAAAACCAGAGUUGACUAGAUUUGGAGAGGUCUAUUAUGAGGGAAAAGAAAGUGAAGUGGAUUACCAACACUUCCGCCCAGGCGAACUGAGCGAGGCAACCAAGGAGGCUUUAGGUAUCCCUCCCGGCGCGCCACCUCCUUGGCUAAUCAACCAACAAAGAAUCGGUACUCCUCCAUCAUACCCGACUCUGAAAAUCCCUGGCCUCAAUGCCCCACCUCCUGCAGGUGGUUCUUGGGGAUUCCAUCCUGGAGGCUGGGGCAAGCCCCCUGUGGACGAGUAUAACCGACCACUUUAUGGUGGUGAUGUAUUCGGGUUGGCGACUCAGAAUGGCGUGCCGCAGCAGCAACAGCAACAGCAACAGCAGCAGCAGCAGCUCCAACAACAGGUACCCCAGCCGCCGUUGGGGGAGCCAGUUGAGCGUACUCUGUGGGGUGAGUUGCAGCCCCGCGAGGAAGAAUCUGAGGAGGAGGACGACGAUGAGGAUGAAGAUUCCGAGGAGGAGGAGGAGGACGACGAGCCUUCCGCCAGUGGCUUAGAGACUCCAAGUGGGUUGGAGACCCCGAGCGGCUACGCCAGCACUAUACAUCCCGAGUAUCCGAGCCAUGGAAUGGAAACAUCGAUUGCAGGAGAGCUGGAUCUGCGCAAAGAGCGACGAGGUUAUGAGACAGAAGAGUCCUCAGGCCCUCGUUCUGCCUAUACCGUACUUCCUGAGCGCCAAGUCCAGUCUGGUGGUUUCUUCGGUUCAGGCCAUGGUUACGACCUCUCGUCUGCAAAUAAGCCUGCGAUGCUCGGCGCUGAAGGAAAUGACGGGCGCAAGCGCAAGAAGCCUGGCGACAUUGAUGUUGCCCUUGAUCCUGAUUCACUGGGAGCAAUGAGUCGGGAGGAUAUGGCGCGCAGAUAUGAUGAAGGGCAGAAACAUGAGGGCCUUGGGGCAAAAUGGGCCCACGAAGAUGAUCUCAGCCAGAUGAUCGCAGAGGAGAGCCGCAAAAGGCAGAGAACAGAGAGCGAGCGCAAGGAGAAGCAGAGAGAGAGCAGGUACAGAUAG